AGAGAGUUUGCCUUGUAGCAAAAGAGGGAAGGGUAACAAUUUAUAGCACUUUCAAUAAACAUGAUAGAUUAAGUAUUCCUUGUAACUUGUUAAGCAGCGACAGUAUGGUUAGAUACACAGAAUUUGGAACUGGGCAUACUCAAGCAAUUGUUGGGGAGAAACUAAAACCUAUGACAGCACCAUAUGACCCAAGAUUCCCAAAUCAAAACCAGACAAGAUAUUGUUUCACUAGUUUCGUGGAUUUUCAACGUUGUAAGAAUCGUCAUAGCGAACAGUAUGAGGCUUGUCAAUACUUCCAAAAAGUAUACAGGGCAAUGUGUCCGAACGCUUGGUUAGAAAAAUGGGAAGAACAACUUGAAAGUGGAACAUUUCCAGCAAAACUGGAUUAAUACAUCAAAGGCACUGUAUUGUGAUUGCCUCCUUAGUAACAUUCUUUAUAUGACAACAGGAGUUUUGAAAUUCUACCUGUUUGU
This is a messenger RNA of Ceratina calcarata, 473 nucleotides long. It is a transcript of the gene COX6B, whose product is annotated as Cytochrome c oxidase subunit 6B. The transcript is spliced from 2 exons. Gene Ontology annotation, cellular component: respiratory chain complex IV; mitochondrion. NCBI's taxonomy places the organism in Eukaryota, Metazoa, Arthropoda, Insecta, Hymenoptera, Apidae. The record is from RefSeq and is a predicted model, not a curated record. The coding region runs from base 105 to 389 and encodes 94 amino acids.